This is a messenger RNA of Plectropomus leopardus (leopard coralgrouper), 2291 nucleotides long. RefSeq names its product keratin, type I cytoskeletal 19-like. NCBI's taxonomy places the organism in Eukaryota, Metazoa, Chordata, Actinopteri, Perciformes, Serranidae. Gene Ontology annotation, cellular component: cytoskeleton. Gene Ontology annotation, molecular function: structural molecule activity. The record is from RefSeq and is a predicted model, not a curated record.
AAAAAAACAAUUAUCUUUGUGUCUCUGGUUAUCAGUUACGCAUCAAGCUGCCUAACUAGAUGUUCAACCUGCCAACCACAGAGUGUCACUAAUGCAACUGAACACACCUAAAAACACCCACAUAUGAUCUGCAUACCACACAUUGUUGUGGCAUGGGACCAGUCUGCAUCCUUCUUUCACUCUCCUAUAAAAUGUCCCGUUGUCUCAGGCAGAGGCACUCCUCGGAGACUCUCCAGCUCUGUUCAUCACCUGCAGGCCAGCUCACCUCCACCUCUCACCAUGUCUCUCUCUCUUUCCCGCCAGAAUGGCGCCAGCUUCAGCUCCCGCAGCAUCCAAAGUCUGAGCAGUGGGGUGCCGAUGAAUGGCGCCAGCUUCAGCUCCCGCAGCAUCCAAAGUCUGAGCAGUGGGGUGCCGAUGAAUGGCGCCAGCUUCAGCUCCCGCAGCGUCCGAAGUCUGAGCAGUGGGGUGCCGAUGGUAGGAAGUGGUCACACCCUCACUUCCAGUGGCGGGACCAUCCAGAGCUACGCGCCCAGCAUGCACGGGGGCGCGGGAGGUUUCGGGACCAGGGUCUCCCGGUCCUUCUCCACUGGGUUGCUGACCCCGUUUAGCGAGUCUGCAGUCAUCAGCAAUGAGAAGGUGACCAUGCAGGACCUCAAUGACCGCCUGGCCUCCUACCUGGAGAAGGUGCGCUCCCUGGAGGCCGCCAACAGGAAGCUGGAGCUGCAGAUCAGAGAGUAUUAUGAGAAGAGAGGUCCUACUGCUUCCCAAGACUUCACUCACUACUACGCUAUCAUCGCUGAUCUCCGAGAUCAGAUCAAGAUGAAACAUUUAGAGAAUCGACGCAUCAUCCUGAAGGUUGACAAUGCUCAACUGGCUGCAGACGACUUUAAAAUAAAGUAUGAGACGGAGUUGAACAUGCAUACGAUGGUGCAAGCCGACGUGUUGCGUCUCCGAGGGGUCCGGGACAGCCUGACUAUUGCCAUCAGUGAUCUGGAAGUGCAGAUAGAAGGCUUGAAAGAGGAGCUUGUGUACAUCAAGAGAAACCAUGAGGAGGAGCUGCAGCAGCUGAGGAUCCAGCAGACUGGCACGGUUAAUGUAGAGGUGGACAGUGCAGAGUCUGUUGAUCUGACAUUGGUCCUGCAGGAGAUGAGGGAGCAGUAUGAAGCUCUGGUGCUGAGGAACAAGCAGGAGCUCGAGAAAUGGUUCCAAGCCAAGGUGGCUCUUCUUGAGACGAAAAUCAAGACAUGUUCAGUAGAGGUGACAACCUCCUACACAGAGCUGUCAGAGCUGAAGAGAACCUACCAGAGUUUGGAGAUCAGUCGACAAAGUGUCAUCACAGAGAUUCAGUGCCUGCAGCAAAGCGUGGACGAAACAAAAAGUCGAUUCAACCUCCAGCUCAGCCAGCUGCAGAGGACCAUCGACAUGCUGCAGGAAGAGCUGAAGCAGCUGAUUCUCUCUCUGGAGCAGCAGCAAACUGAGUAUGACAUGCUGCUGGACAUCAAGAUGAGGCUGGAAUUGGAGAUUGCUGAGUACCGGAGGCUGCUGGAUGGAGAGACGCGGGAGAAAGGACUAGCCGUGGUCAUCAGCAAGGUUGUGGAAGUGGAAGAGCAAAAACCCCACAUUGAGCGGAGGGUGAAGACCAUUGUGGAGGAGAUUGUUGAUGGGCAGGUGGUGUCCUCCACUGUUGAUACCCAGGUGGAAGACAUUCAGUGAUACCUAAAACUUACAGUUUAAUGAUGAUUUGGCACAUAAAUGUUGCAAUACUUGCUUAAUGAAUCAUUCCCCAGAGUCAGCUGUUCACUUCUAAUUUCAAGUUCGCUAUAUGAUAGUUUCUAAUGAAUUUAAAACUAUUUUCAAAAAGAACUUUUGUGUUUUAAGGAGGUUUAAAGAGCUUUUCUUUUGAUUUUAAUAUGGUAAAGGUUGCAGCAGGUGAUGCUUUUUCCUUGACGGAUGUUAAUUUUGGUAGGUGUCGGACAAAAACAGAAUUAAAAAGCCAGACAGCACAGAUAACAAUGUGUAUUCCUAAACCUAAAAUGUGUUUUACAACUCAGAAAGUUUGAUUAGAGUUUGUGCCUGCAUUAUCAUCUGCAAAUUUGUACAAUUUUUGGACAUGACACGAGUCGUAAAAAGGUCGCGAUUCAAGCCAUCUUCAGGUCAUGCAAAACUACUGUUAAAAACUUGAUACCUUUUUUGUUGUCUGAGGUCAAGGUCAGUGUCUCCUGUGUUUCCCCUGAGCAGAAACUCUGCUGUAAAAUCACAAUUCACCAAAAUAAAGCAAAAUCUGUCAUUGA